This is a messenger RNA of Nasonia vitripennis (jewel wasp), 3186 nucleotides long. RefSeq lists its product as uncharacterized. Lineage: Eukaryota; Metazoa; Arthropoda; Insecta; Hymenoptera; Pteromalidae. Bases 565 to 1104 code for a protein of 179 amino acids. The record is from RefSeq and is a predicted model, not a curated record. The transcript has 8 exons.
UGUAACAAACAUAACCCAUAACCAUCGCAGCAACGAACGAAGACGGAUGGAUGUCUCCUGCAGUCUCUACUCUCCACACGCGUGUAUAAUAAACGUAGUCUGUAUACAAUAGAAAAGGGCAAUCGGAAUCUAAGUUAACGUUUUGUGCUUAGUAAGUGUCGUGAAUCGGACAAUAAUAGUGCUAAAAUCUAUGCUUCUGUGACGUGUGUGUGUACGGCUUCUCCCUACUCUAAAGCAAGCCUCGUGGCCGUCCAGUCGCAUCCGCUUUUAUCGCUGUAAUCAGCACUCCCUUAAAGGUUACGUAACUUCUCGAGCACGAGUCAAACGGGGACAAUGGCUGAAGCUGUCAUCCCUUUUUCUACAGAUGAAGCUUUCGAUGAUCUGACAGACAAAGACAGAACUGCUGAACUAUCCGGUUAUAUUUGUUGGAUUAAGGCCGCAACCAGUGUUGGCGAGCUGGGGAAAUAUCGUCUAUUAAAAUUUUCUCUGACAAAUGACAGCAAGUAAGUACACUGUUGCAUAUGGGGACAACCGUUGAUUGAUGUGCAUAACAACGAUAUCAUCAUGAACCGAAGGUUGCAUAUUGAUGGUGCUCUUUGCAAGAGUUCAAGGAUUUCAUUCGCAAUGGAAAAUGAGGGAUACGUUCCCUUCGAUCUCGUGAUUCAACCUACAACCAUGCUAACUUUCUCUGGAAUGUUUGAACAAGAAAUACCAGUGCCAAUAGAGGUUUUACCAACAGCAGUUACGUUUGAAAACAUCAAUCAGGCUGAAGGCCUGAUAUCCAUUGAUGGAUUUGUGAGGAUGAAGUUUACUAUGAUCCCCAGUCGUUUUGAAAACGCCAGUUAUGGCUGCGGAUCAAUAACUGAUGGACGCUCUAAAUUAACUGUCAACAUUACAAACUUCAUUGUAGUUGACAACAUUCAGAAAGGUGUAGCCGUAAACGUAGUUGGAACAGUAGAUGCCACUAAUGACUUUUCAGGUACACUGUGCAUUACGUGCAACAACAUGAACGCUAUUACCCUCAGGGACAACACUCCAGCAAUGUCGGAUGCAGACUUAGCCCAAGGUGGAAAACCCCUAAAGCGGCUAGCUCCUGUAGGUUAAGCCUCAUACCUCAAUUUUUAUAGUUCGUAUUUUUUCGUGUGUGUUUACGUAUUGAGAUUAUGGUAUUACAAUGAGAUUUAUUGUCCUUGGAAAAAAUCAUUCCAAAAAAACCAUAAUUUACAUUUAUUUUGUUUUGUUCAAGUUCGACGUUAAGCAUGUGAUUGUUUAAUAUUUGCUAGAUUAUCAAAGAUAACGUUUUCGAGUAUUAAAUAAAAAUACAUAAGAUGAUUAACUAUGGACCAAUAAGUUCAUUUAUAACUUUUAAGCUUUGUAAGCUUACAUUAAUUUAUUGAUUGAUCUUCUUUAUAUAGCAAAAUAUGUAUUGUUAGCAAUAUAUAGAACAUGUGAUGUAGCGGUUAAGUAUUUUUAGUGGAGCUAUAAAGAUUAAUCAAUAAAUUACUGUAUGUAAUUUUUAUAAGAAUUAUCUAUGAUAUUUUUUAAUGAAAAAUAUAUUUUUAAAUAUAUUAACUAUUUAAAUCUGUAAUACUGUAAAACACCUGUUUAGCCUGCGGCUACAAUAAAAAAAUUCUUGGUUUGAAUGACAAUGGACUCGAUACAAACUUUAUUAUUUCAUUGCAGCUCGUACAGAGGCCAUGGUCAUUUAAACAAAGGGUAUUAAGGUAUUAUUACACAACAAAAAUGUUAAAUAAUGACUAAUGAUGGACCAAUAAGGCCAUUUAUAAUGUAACAUAUAUGUAAGCUUAUAUUAAUUUAUUGAGUAAUCUUUCUUUAUAUAGCAAAGUAUAUAUAUAGAUAUAUAUAGAAACAGUACAUGUGAUAUAGCGGUUAAAUUGUAUAAGAUAGAGCUAUAAAGAUUAAUCAAUAAAUUAUUAUAUGAAAUGAUUUGAAAGGUUUAUAAAACUCAUCUUAUUUAAAAAAUGUCAAUAAACUAACAAUGUUGUUUUUAUUUAUUUCCGCCUGUAUAAUCAAGAGACGAACAAUUGAUAUCGUCAUCUGACACACAAACAUUAAAAAAAUUAUCUAAUUUUUACAUGUAUGCUUCUCUACAUUUUUUCAAAUAAUAGCUAAUUUGGAUUGAGAAAAGGAACAUGCCACGUUCUCAUUCUUUUUCGAUCUGUUAUAUUCUCUUUUUCUUUCCUUAUACUUAUACUAGAAAUAGUUUAAAUGGUUACGAUCAACAAGAUUUUUAGUAAGAAAGGUACUUUCAUGUAUUAUUUAAGUAUAUUUAUACACAGGAAACAUACGAUUUUUAUCUCAUGUUCAAGUGAGGCUACUAUUUUAUAUAGUUUAUUAUUCAAAUCUAAAAUGAGCUUUGCCAUCAUAUGAGGCCCUGUACAUCAUAAAUAUAAUAAUUAUCAUUACUGUUAACAAUUAUUCUAUUCAUCACAAAAAGCAUAAGCGUAUUUUAAAUAUAAACGCAGAUUGUAGUGAGUUUCGGAACGUGACAGGUCCGUUAUUACAUGCAAACUGAAAACGAUGGUCACGUGACUCACAGAAUUGGCGCAGAAAAAUCAAUAACUACCUAUAUCACUGUCAUGGCGGCAGCAUUGCAUGUACGGACUUUGCAUAACGAAUAACGUGUCUCAUUAAAUGCAAAAAAAGUGUUGAAAAUUUGUCAGUGUACGAUCCCUCCAAUUAAUUAUAACAGUUUUGCUGUAGUUUAGUGGUCUGGACUCAGGCUAAACCAAGUUUUAUUACAAUACACGUCAUAUAUCACCACGUGUAUUGUAUUUUAGCCACUGUGGAUCUAUCAUCUUCCACGAGGCGCCAAACAUUAGCUUCUCAUUACAAAAUUGAGAAUUGGCAACCAAAUCGCUGAAAGAAGUAUACGUAGUAAAAGUAACUGGAAACAAAUUUUUGUUAUUGUUCUUGGCUAAAUCCUGCUCAUCUAUAUCAAAGCUACGUGAAUAUAAUUGUAUACAGCACGAGUGUCUUACUACUUUACGUGUUCAUCACAAGUGCUAAAUUCUGUUUUUGGGGUGAAAAUAAACGGCUGAAUAGUAACAAAGUUCCUGCAACUAUAAAUCUUUCUAGAAGAUACAAUAGCCUUAUUAUUCCUGUUAUUAUUGAAACCAAUAUUUUUUGUAUAAAAAAUAACAAAAAUAAUAUUUGAAUAUAUAA